Molecule: messenger RNA, 4618 nt
Organism: Centropristis striata (black sea bass)
Lineage: Eukaryota; Metazoa; Chordata; Actinopteri; Perciformes; Serranidae
Gene: scaf11
Product: SR-related CTD-associated factor 11
Exons: 15
Coding region: 194-3865 (1223 amino acids)
Biological process (GO): spliceosomal complex assembly
Molecular function (GO): RNA binding
Source: RefSeq, a predicted model, not a curated record
CUCCCAGCCAGACUGCGAGACAUGUGGCUGAGACUUUCUGAAAGCUGCGCUCCGUUUUUUAGCUCCAACAGUUCCCGGAGAGUGCGAUUCGUCAGCAUUUCAUAGCAGGAGUUUGGACGCUAAAACCAGUCUAGUCGGUGUAAACCAGCAGCAGCAGCGCUUCACGUGGUGAUCAGGACAGCCAGGGGCGGACAUGACUGGAGCUGGAAGUGGCGGCCAGGGCCCCCCUGAAGGGACGGAUGCGGAGGAGGCGGAGAGAUGUCCUAUCUGCCUGGGCGUCUUGGGUGGCGGCGAGCUCGCCAUGCCCGACAGCUGCUGCCACGUCUUCUGCCUCAGGUGUCUCCUCACAUGGGCCGAGUUGCAGAUGGCUCCUUCCUGCCCGGUGGACAGAAGACCAUUCACUAAUGUUUACAGAUGGGACGGGAAUCGCAGCUGUGUGCAGGUUCCUGUGAGGAAAAGAGUGACUCAACCUGAAGCUGAGAGUUGCUGCUGUAGAAACCCUGAACAAAAGAUGUGUCUCAAAAAUAAGCCUACAAGAAGACAGAGACGACAAAAGGUGGAGAGGAUAGUGGACGCCAAAACAAAAGGACUUGUGAGGAAAUGUAACGACGACGACCCCUCCUCACUGAGCAGAAAAAAGGUGAGAGGAACAGAGUGCUGUACUUGGUCACCGUCUCCCUGUGUCUCAUUAACAACAUCCACUCAGGACAUUGCAGAUCCUGUGUGGGUGGCAGAGGACAUACCAUACGACACCGGAUUAAAACCGUGCAAGGCCCAGGCACAAGACUGUCCCUGGCUUUCUCCUGCUGCUCCCAUCCCUGCUGACGGCGCCUCAAGGCAGAAUUUCCAUCCCAGUGGUUGGAACCACAGCCCAUUUUCAUCUCCCUUUACCUCCACUUCGCCGUUUGGCCCCGGUCAUUUUGUGUUUCAAGGUGUUGUCUGCGCCAUCACAUGUCCCAAAGGAGGAGAGAAAAGAGGCGGUCGAGCUUCAACCUCCAAAGCUCCCACCAAAGAGGCCAAGUCUCUACCAUCUCGGCGAUCUGGACGUAACAAAAGCCAGGAAGAGCCUCCUGCAUCCGACCCGUCACCGCCGCAGUCCAGUGCAUCAGACUCCGACUCAUCUACUGGUCAGCCCACCAAGCCGACCAGGGCCUCACAGGCCCCUGCCAAGAGGAAGGGCAAACAGGUAACAAACCGAAAAGCCAGUGGGAAACGGAAAGCCGCACCAAGGAAAAAAAAAUCUCCCGAAGUUGUCAGCAGCCCGGCAGCAAGUGAGGAGGAGGAAGAGGCUGAUGCACAUGAGAGCAUUGAGAAGGAAGAGGAGGAAGAAGAAGACAAACCCGAUCAGGAACAGGACUUGAACAACUCAGAGAAGCAGCAGUCGGAUGCUGAAGGGAGCCUCAAUGAAGACCAGGACGGUUUGAACUCUGCUGAUGAGCUAGGUGGUGCUGAACCCUCGAAUAAUGAUGUGGGACAGGAAAGUGACGAGACUCAGGAACAAUCUAAUGAACAUAACCUAAAACCAGAGGAGGAGGACGGGUCUUGUCCCUCAGACUCUGCUCCUAACAGCCCCGGUUCAUGCUCCGAGGGCGAGCAAAGCAAGAAGGAGGAGGAAGAGCCACCAAGCCCUGCAUCAUCUGAAGGAAGAGACUCUGAGAGUAGGACUUCACCAUCACCCCCUGUCUCUGAGAAUGCUCUGCUGGACAACAUGAAGUCUCCACACUGUGAUGAGCAGGAUGAGCAGGCCGAUGACAUGGACAUUUGUGCAGAGUCCGAAGAAGCCAACAAUGAUGAAUCUUCAAAGGAAGUCAUGGCUGAAUCAUGUGAGAAUUCUCCAGAAGCGGCUGCCCCCUCUGCUGGAGAGUCGGAGGAUAAUUCAGGUGUCCCGGAAUCCAAAGCCUCUGAGGACACAGAUCUAAAAAUGCCUGGAUCAGAAGAGCCUUCAGUAGUUGACAGCGCUGAGGAAGGAACCAAGGAUGACAGUCCAUUCAAGGAUGAUACUAAAGUUGUCCCCAUGGACUGCAGUUCCCCCACGAGUGAGCAUGGCAACAGUCCCAUUUUGGAACAACCGAAGGAAAGUGCUCUCUCACCUGCUGCAGAACCUCCUGCUUCUGCAAGCCAAGUCACCAAGGACGAGAGUGACAAAGACCAACCGGAGAGAGAAAGGAGCCAAGAGAGGAAGAACGGCAAGCAGCGGCGCUCUCGCUUCCACUCCCCAACCUCUACCUGGUCACCUAAGAGGGAAUCCAGGCGGGAAUCAUCCCGGCGCUCACGCUCUAGAGAACGUGAUGGCAGCCCACCCUCGAGCCGCUCGUCCCAUGCUCGCAGCAGAGAAAGAGACAGGGACCGAGAUGGUGAGAGGGACUAUUCUAGGAGGGAACGUAGUCGAGAGAGAAGGAGAAAGCGAUCAAGGAGUCGCUCUCGGUCCAGGUCCCGGUCCCGGUCUAGAUCACGAUCCAGAACAAGAUCAUACAGGCGAGGGCCCAGCCCUGAGCGGCCAGCCUCUAGAGAGCAGUCUCCCCAGAGGAAGGAGCGUAGGGGCGACUGGAGGUCUGCCCAGGGUGCUGGGUCAGGAGGGGAGGGCCGGAGGCACCAAGGAGGCGCUGGGCGCUUAGAAAACGGUGUGCCGACAGAAAGUUCCCCUGAACGCCAGGGCUGGUCGGAAAAUCCUGACUGGGUUACAGAAAAGAGUCGUGGCGAUGCGGACAACAGGAACCGGGACUUUGGCUCACGUUGGGAAGACCGCAACAGUGGCGGAAACAGAGGAGAGUCACGGGGUCGUGGAGGCCGCGGAGGGUUUGAACGCAGCCGGGGCGCAGGGCGGGGCGGCGGCAACCGUAGCUUCUACAACCAGCAGGAUGAAUCUGCAGACAGCCGCUGGCAGCCCAGAAACAACUUCUCAGGUACAGGCAACAUUUCAGGGAAUGACGCAUACAGCCGCUUCAAUGAGAACCGGGGUGGUGGCCGGGGGCGGAAAGACUUGGACUCAGGAGAAUCUAUGCUCGACCGGUCAGGCUGGUCAUCAGCAUCCAGCUGGGCUGUCAGGAGGACACUACCUGCAGACGUUCAGGAUUAUUACUCCAAAAGGGAGAGAGGAGGACCAGGAGGCUGGAACCGACAAGAGGAGGAGCAGCCCGCAGCAGCAGCAGCAACAGAUGCCCCUAAAAGCGAGGCUCCUCCCCAGGCAGUGCCGGGUAACGCUCCGGUGCCUGUGAUGAACGUGAUUCCUCCUCAGCUGAAUGUUCUCCACCAUCACUACCCCAUGCAGGGCCCACGAGGAGCGCUGCCGGUCAGCCUGCAGCCCGCAGCACCGUACGCCAUGCCUCCUCCGGUCCCCGUGCACCUGCACCCUGCCGUACCACUGCUGCAGGUCCCAGCUGUCGGCGCUCAGGGCCUCCCACCCCCGCCCCCUCCGCCUCCACCCAUGCAUCAAGGCGGCCAGACAGCAGCAGCUCAGCCCGAUGGCUAUUCCACCCAGAUGGCCAGUUCAAUGGUGGGUUAUGGGAAACCUGGUCUUCUUCCCACACCAACCAAAGCUGCUGUUGCUGCAGCGAGCCAUGGCCAGUCAGCACCCAGCCAGGUGCUACCAUCCUCUACGACUCAGCCCAGCCAGUACAAGGUUCAGGCUGACAGCUCCAAAAAAGAAAAGAAACAACAGAUCCAAGAGAAAGCUGUAAAUGAAGUGAAGACAGCCAUCAAACCGUAUUACCAAAAGAAGGAAAUCACUAAGGAGGAGUACAAGGAGAUCGUCCGCAAAGCUGUAGAGAAGGUGUGUCACAGCAAGAGUGGUGAGGUGAACUCCAGUAAGGUGGCCAACCUGGUGAAGGCCUACGUGGACAAAUACAAACACGCCCGCAAGAAAUGAACCCCCGCCCUGCUGCUGGCGCGGCGAUGCCCUCACAGACCCAUUCAGCUGCUCAAGUGCAAUUUCCUCUAGCUGGAAUUUGGCCUCCACACUGACAGACAACGGAGAGCCGACAUUUUCUUUUUUGAUAUCUCUACCUUUUAUUGAAUGAAGAUUUUUUUCUAUAGAUUUUCAUAUUUUGUUAGAAAAAGAAUUGCCCAAUCAGAAAUUGUAAUGCAAGAGCCCUUUAUUUUGCAUAGAUCAUGUGACUUGAGAACUACUGUAUGGAGCGCAGGGUGGCGUGGGGUGGGGUGGGACAGUUUGUACUGAAGAUGCAACGCUCAGCCAACGACGCCAGCUCAUGUAGUGGAGAGCCUUCCAUGGCGCCGUCUGGUACGAGGAUUUUUUCCUAAAUGGCAUCCUGAUCUCAUAGCUUAUUAAUUGAAUAUUGUCAAUGUUCUUUUUUAAAUAUUAUAUAAUAUUUCAGAUGAAAGCCUAGUUUAAAAAGCAGUGCAUUGCCUUUAUUAAUCUCUGUGGCCCAAUUAAGGGCUAUAAUCUGAUGAGUGUGAUUGUAAUCAGGGCCCUGAUUGGUUGAGGAGAUGCUAAGAGGGAUGGCCAAUCAACAGUGAGUUUGUAAUGUAAGGCACAGGUCCCGGGGGCAGAUCUUAUGAAAUUAACCCCACCCCCUGCCUGAAUGUGUAUUAAAUGUCAAUGGGUGAACAUGAACUGUGCAAAGUAUCCAGAGAGUAGUGAAAUAAAUUAGCUGCUUCCUGA